AUGGCGACCAUGCGCCGCGUCGCGGCCUUGUAUCCGCAAGAGGUCCUCCUCACUGCCUCGUCGUCGUCGUCGCAGCGCGGCGCGCUCUAUGUAUUGGACCCAGCGUCGUCGUCGCAGACGCCCCUCCUGCACCUGAAGGGCACCACCCACGCAGCCCCCCACGGCGUGUCGUUCGUGCCGUCCGCCACACACGCUGCGCACGAUGCCGGCACGAGUGGUCUUGUCGCCGCAAUGGAGUCGGACAAGGCCGUCGUUAGCGUGUAUUCGUGGCAGCGCGACCAGCCGGUUGCCCGCCUCGUGCUGCCGCAGAAAAUGCGGUGCCUUGCCCUGUCGCCGUGCGGCACCUACCUGGCGGCCGGCGGCCCCGAUGGCCGCCUGUGCGUGUGGGACGUGGGCACCGGCGCCCUCCUGUCGUCCCUUGAAGUGCACUACCGCGCCGUGACGGUGCUGCGCUGGACGCCCGACUCGGCCGCGCUCAUCACCGCCAGCGAAGACGCGCGUGUGUGUGUCUGGAGUGUGCCGGGCAUCUUCCACGCGACCGACCUGGCCGGCGCGAGCACCGGUGCACUGCCGACGCCGUAUGCCACCUUCUCCGAUCACACGCUCGAGGUCACAGACUUGGCGGUAGCGCCCGGCGCCUUUCCUGCCGCCGCGCGCGUUUGGAGCGCAAGCCUCGAUGGCACCGUCAAGCUGUGGGAUCUGAGCGCGCGCCGCCUUGUCAGCACGUUUGUCGUCGACGAGCCUGUGCGGCACCUCGCGCUCGACCCGCUCGAGCGCUUCCUCCUUGUGAACGCGGAGCAGGGCGUUCGCCGCGUGGAGCUGUACGAGCCGCAGGGCGGCGCGGCGCGCGGCGGCGGCGGCGCUGCGGGCCACAGCACUCCUGUGUCGGAUGCGCCGCGCGUGUCGGUGCCCGAUUCGGUCACAGCUCUCGCGCUCUCGCAUGCCUCGUCGCAUGCAGCGCUCGGCACGCGCUCCGGCGCCAUCUACCUUGUGGACGUGCUGACGCUGCAGACCGUGCGUGUGCUCCAGGCCGGUGCGAGUCUUGCGAAGGCCGCGGCGCCGACGCCAGUGACGUACAUUGGCACCCUCGUGCGUCCCAUCGACCUGAUGGGCCACCUGCCAUGGCAAGGCGCCAAGCGCCAUGCGCGGCAGGAUGCGGGCACCUCUAGCAGUGCGUACGUGCAGGCGCUGCCGCUGCGUGCUGUGGCGACGCAGCUGGCGCGUACGAUCCAGCCACCGCUCCAUGCGCCGCACAUGCUCCUUCGAGUCGGCGCGGGCGCUGCGUCGUCGGCGGCGAGUGUGCAGCGCUGGCUGAGCGCGGGACAGGGCACCGCACCCGCCGUGCCAGCCGUCCGUGCUGGUGCCGAGGCUCUCGCCGACAGUGCGCCGCUGGCCAGCACGGCGUCGCCUGGCGACGUAGCGGCCCUCCGCACUGAACGAUGA
This is a messenger RNA of Malassezia sympodialis ATCC 42132, 1443 nucleotides long. RefSeq lists its product as uncharacterized. Bases 1 to 1443 code for a protein of 480 amino acids. Gene Ontology annotation, biological process: DNA-templated DNA replication; rRNA processing. The transcript has 2 exons. Gene Ontology annotation, molecular function: protein binding. Gene Ontology annotation, cellular component: nuclear pre-replicative complex; rixosome complex. NCBI's taxonomy places the organism in Eukaryota, Fungi, Basidiomycota, Malasseziomycetes, Malasseziales, Malasseziaceae. The record is from RefSeq and is a predicted model, not a curated record.